Chara braunii is the source of this 5325-nucleotide messenger RNA. The record is from the annotation of a GenBank genome assembly. Lineage: Eukaryota; Viridiplantae; Streptophyta; Charophyceae; Charales; Characeae.
UCAGCAUGAGCCUGCCCCUGACCAUGUGCAGGAAACAUUCAGGGGCCGCUCCCCUGUGUGCUGUUACCUGGUUGUCGACCAGAAGGUCGACAACAAGGGGGUCAUGAUGCUGCGUUGCACUUUUUGCAACAAAGUAUUUCAGGGGAGCCAAUUCCAGGCGACGAGGCAUUUCACGCAGACGAACUACUGCAAGGACGUCAGCGACGAGGCUUCGUACGAGAUCGCGCGACGGAGUCAACAGAAGUUCGAGAGCGAUCAAAUGGAGAGGGUUGCCAGGUACGCGGCGGAGCGCGGAGUCGAUGUGCCUGGCACGGGUGGUGUGAGGGGAGGAGAGGCGGGGCGGCAGCCCGUGGAGGGAGCGUCAGGAGGGGUCGGGGGAGAUGGUGGAGGUGGAGGCACGGAGGAGGGCGCAAUCGACGUCGAUCGCGAGGCGCGUGUCCCGGGCGAGCAGGGAGUCCCGGGACACGAGGACGUGCCUAAGGUUUAUCCAGGCACUGGGGAGAGGAUGGAGGACUUUUUGAGGCGAGCAGCCAAGGGACCUGUAGGGGAGGGUUCUUCCAAGAGGAAGGAAGGUGGAACAGAUCCGGCCGCCGCCCCAGCUGGGAAGAGGCAUCGCCAACAGAAGGUCACUGACGUCUACGGUGGCGAGUGGGUUGCUCGCCACAAGAAGACAUUCCUUCGCUCGCUCUAUUCCAGCGGGGUCCCCUUCAAUGCCUUCCGCAACCAGGCUUGGAAGGCAUACCAGCAGUUCCUUCUUGAGCAGCCUGGCAGUUCCCCGCGCGCUGUGCUCCCCAGCCAUAGCGAGAUUGCGAGUAUGCAGUCGGUGGAGACCCACCGUGAGGAGCUGGCGGAGGAGUUGGAGCAGGUGAGGCAGCCAUUCUGGAUCACUGGUGCCACCCUCCUCUCCGACGGGAGGAAAUCACGAGACGGGAGACCGAUCGUGAAUUUCCUUGCCGCCGGCUCGCGAGGGGUCGUCGUCUACACGACGAUCAAUCGCGAGGGCGAGCCGGACGAUGCAGUGCACGUCCUUCGGAGAUGGGUGACCAUCUUCCACGAGUUCAGUUUCGGCGGCCCUCAGCGGGUCAAUGCGAUAUGCACAGACUCCGCAUCGGCGUACGUGGGGGCUGCGAGGGCAUUGGCCUCGCCGGGCAUCCCUCCUGCAAUCAGGAGGAUCACUUGGCUUCCGUGUUCCGUCCAUGUCUGCAACAAAUUGUUGUCAGACAUGGGGACGAGUUGCGACGCGUUUGUGGACACGAUUACACGCGCUCGUGUUCUGGUGGUGUUUUUCAAAACCCACCAGGCCACUCUUUAUUUCUUUAGGAAGCGCAGCUCCAACAAGGGGCUUGUGCUUUCUUGCGAGACGCGGUUCGCGUCUGUUUAUUCUAUGUUGGAGAGACUGUUGGCCCUGCAGGACGCUCUGCAGGCGAUGAUGCGAGGGGAUGAGGGGCGGGAGUUUGCUUCUAUACCGUGGUCCGCCGAUGUGUGCGACAUGGCGCCGGAGAGGAAUUGGGCAGUCCACGAGGGCAUUCACACGAAGAAGCGCAACCAGUUGGCCUUUGAGAAGGUCGUUCAGCUGGUUGAGAUCACCGCGAAUGUGCGGUUGUCGGAGUAUCGGCGGGCUGGGUGCGGUUAUGUGCUGCCAUGGCAGCGGGACGAGGGCAUCCUAGACUGCCAGGCCGGACUGGAGUUGGAGCCAGUGCGCACGGGCACGCGUAGGGGGAUGACGCCGGAGGAGAUUGUCCGUCAGGUUGCGCUUAUCACCCGGGAUCCCAUCGGGGUCUCCGCACCACCUGCCGCUGAGGCCGUAUUCGAUAGACGUGCUUCCAUUUUCCGUCCUUACCCCAGGGAGGAUGAUUCCGACGAGGAGCCGGUACCCGAGGCAGCGGACCACCCCGCGCUCCGCAUUCCCCGUGAGAUCGACGAGACGCACCUGGACCCCGAGGAGGACACCAGGGCGCAUACUGCACGACGGGCGGCUGACAGGGCGGAGAGGGAGGUGAUGGGGGGAGAGGAGGAGUUGUGGGGACUGUUCGGGGAGGUCGCUUCAACGGGCGGCACAGGAGCGCGGGCGACGAGCCCCGCUCCGACGAGGCAGGAGUCGUCCAUGCCGCCAGCUUCUGCUCCGAGUCCUGCACCGCCAUCGCCCGUCGCGCCAUAUGAGCCGACCACGGCAGCAGAGGACACGGAGGAGUUGGCGUCCUCUUUGCCUCAGCGCGGACUACUCCAGAGAGGCGGGGCAGUCCGACAGCUGAGGUUACGAUCACCUUCUUCGGGGGUCUUGCAGGAGGAGGGGGGACCGUUGGCAGCAGCAGUGGAGGGGGAGAUGGCAGUGGAGGGGGGAUUGGCGGACACGCCGAUUGCAGGUGUGGUGGACCAGAUAGUUGUAGCAUCAGCGGCUUCAUUGCUAGAGGAGAUGGCAGCUUCAGUGUUGGCAGAGGAGGCACCAACGCCAGGGGGAGCAGAUGCAGUGGAGGGGCAGGCGGGAGCAGCUGGAGGAGCAGCAGAAGGAGCAGCUCGAGGAGCAGCUGCACUGGAUGGGCUUGUGGCUGCAGCAGCAGGAGCAGUGAGACGAGGGUCGGAUGCAGUGGGGGGGGGAAUGCCAGGAUUAGUGGAGGAGGACAUAGGGGCACAGGCGGAGGUGUCGUGUGGGGGCGGCGACGAGCGCCUCAUGCAGCAGUUCCUCACGGAGCAGUACGAUCCGGUCAUGGCGGGUAUGACCCCAGGUGUGGCGAGGGGGUUGGGGAUGUCGGAUUCGCAGAUGGGGAGCCACCUGGACUUAGAUUUGUCGAUGGGCCUUCCACCUAGUUGCGGCGGGGCGACAUCGACGGAUCGCGUUCCAUCGAGGGACGACGCGGCUGGAGAGAGUCUCACGCAGCCCCAAAGAGUGGUGGAUGAGGCUGUGCAGGCAGGACGGCGGCGAGACGAGGGUGUGGGUGACGCACGAUGUGUGGUCCGGGAGACAACGACGGGUCUAGUCGUUCCGUUCUUGGGCGUGCACUUGGCUCAGGGCCGACAGUCACAGCCGGUGUCGGUGGCAGUGCAUGGUGUGUCGUCGCCCGUUAUCACAGAUUUGGGGUCCGAGCCGGUGGUUGCGCCACCGUGUCUUCCUAGUCACUUUGCUCCACAGGAGGUCCGCCGUCCUUUGGAUGCAGACGAGUUGGCGAAAGAGGCUGUCCACGAUGUGACUCGCUUGGACCGUCGGGUCUUUGACCAGAGGCUACAGCAUCCACCAUGGCAGGCGAUCCCUCCAGUUCCAUGGGGUCCUACAUCGCCGGUGUGGUCUGGGUCUACCUCCACCGGAGCACGUACGGUGGGAGAUGUUCCAGGGGUUUCAGGUGGCGUCGUGGAGACGACGCCACGUACACGAGACAUGCCACCCCCUCCUCCUAGACCACCUGUAGGUGAUCCGUCAUCGUCGCCCACAGGCAGAGGCUCUCGAUCUCCACACACGCCUGGGAGGUCUAGGAUUCGGGACACUACAGCCGUUGUGGGGGACGUGAGUGACACAGUGUUGUUCGGGAGGACAGACAUAGAUUUGGAUUCCACCCGCCGUGUCACGGAGCACACUGCACGUCUACAACCGGGUUUGGGACCCCGCGACGGCAGGAUGACCGCAGCGAGGGAGGUGGCAGCAUCAGGUUGUGAGCCUCAGCGAGAUCGCGACAGAGGAGUGUCCGCCGAUAGCUUGGAGUACGCUCUGAUGGCAGCGACGUGUUCCGUGCAUGAGCAGACUCCACGCAAGCGCGGAGUGCCUCCUCGUCCACGCCCCGUACCCGCAGAGGGAGGAGAUGCACUUGGAGAGACUUCGGGGGCAGAGGGGUUGGGGAUGCCUCGUGGAUCGCGCCGUGAGCAAACGGUUACAGAGGCUAGUGCGAGGGUUGUUGUGUUAAGGAAGGCAGGAGCCCCUGUCACCAUCGAGGAGGAUGAUCCUGAGACAGAUGUGGCAGUGCGGGAGGAGGACGAGGACUAUGAGGGCGAGGAGGAGGGAGAGGAGGAGAGCGAGAAAGGUUCUGAUGGUGACUACGACCACGACGAGCACAAGCCCCCACCUCCCCCACCGAAAGGUGCAGCCAGACGGCGCGCUGCGCAGACUUCUUCAUCAUCACGAGGGAGGAGGAGUUCGACAUCCGACACUGAGAGGUACUUUGCGUCGUUGAGGACUUUUCAUGCACAGUACAUUUUCCAUUGGGUUCGAUAUCCGAUGGGGAUUUGCAAUGCGCCUGCCACGUUUCGGCGAGCAAUGAACAUGACGUUCCAAAAUUUCAUCAACAAGACACGGUUGACGCAAGGGAUGAUUAACUUCUGCGUGAUCGUGUACAUGGACGAUAUCCUAGUUUAUUCGGAGACUUAUCACGGGCACGCGCAACAUAUUGAAUGGACAUUGGGCGCACUGAGAGAUGCUGGGUUCAAAAUUGCGCUCGAGAAAAGCGAAUUUUUCCUCUCGAAAAUUUCGUUCUUGGGCUAUGUCGUGCCACUUGGAGGAUUGCGGCCGGACUCGAGAAAAGUUGCGCCAGUAAAGGAAGCCCCGGUUCCCAUGUCACUGACCCAGGUUCGAGCCUUCUUGGGACUGGCAUCAUACUACCGGCGCUUCAUCAAGGGCUUUGCCACGAUUGCACGACCGCUAACGAACCUGUUACGGAAGGACCAACCUCUCAGUUGGGACGCGGAGUGCCAGCAGGCCUUUGCAACCCUCAAAGACGCUCUGGCAACGGCCCCUAUUUUGAUUCGGACGGACCCCUCGAAGCAGUUCAUCCUCAUCACGGACAGGCAACCGGAAGCUAUUUCCGCUAUUUUAGCCCAGAAGGGGAACGAUGGUCGAGAACAAGUCAUCGAGUACGCGUCUCGAACCGUACCGGACGAACGAAGAAACGACUCCGCACCUCAAGGCGAGUGCUAUGCGGUAGUUUGGGGAAUCCAGCACUUCCAUCCGUAUCUCUACGGACAGAAGUUUCGCCUCGUAACGGAUCACGAGCCUCUGCUGGCGUUGAAGAAGCUCACCAACUACACGUGCAUGAUUUUCCGUUGGGCGGUGCGAUUGCAAGAAUAUGACUUCGAUAUCGUCCAUCGAAAGACAGAGCGACACGGCAACGCGGACGGGUUGACACGUCUGCACCGACCUGUCAAGGUACCAAAGAGCGAGGGAAUUACACCAUGGAAGGAGUCGGAUCUGACCAACGAGCCUAAGUACAGACAAGUGGCAGUCCUCCCACGUGGCAAGAAGCCAAACGGCGGCGAUGGGUGACGGAGGUAACCCCACUACCCCUCUCUCCCCCCUUUCCUCCUCGUCUCUCCUUUCCCUGCCUGACAAAUUUUCCUAUUUUUGCG